Silurus meridionalis is the source of this 1786-nucleotide messenger RNA. It is a transcript of the gene pnpo, whose product is annotated as pyridoxamine 5'-phosphate oxidase. The record is from RefSeq and is a predicted model, not a curated record. NCBI's taxonomy places the organism in Eukaryota, Metazoa, Chordata, Actinopteri, Siluriformes, Siluridae. Gene Ontology annotation, biological process: pyridoxine biosynthetic process; pyridoxal 5'-phosphate biosynthetic process. The transcript is spliced from 8 exons. Gene Ontology annotation, molecular function: FMN binding; pyridoxamine phosphate oxidase activity. Bases 122 to 961 code for a protein of 279 amino acids.
GGGGACUUGCGUUUCAUGCACUUCCGCACAAGACUAACUGAGCUUCAAAACAUAUCCAUGCAAGGAAAGCGACGUGUUACGUAAAGAUGUUAUGACGUAAUUAUGUCACGGCCAUGACAGCAUGAGAGUCCUGUUCAGCUUCAACGCACUAAAGUUGAUCGGCAGAACUGGACUGAACUGGACUGAACAUCUACCUGGAUCUCCUCCAGUUUACCACCGAACCGAAUCUGCUUCUCAUUUCUGCACCAGAUCUGCAGGUGACAACACACAGAUGGAUCUGAGUAACAUGAGAAAGAGAUAUAAAGGCGAUGAGGAGUCUUUCGAAGAAGAUCAACUCAUUUCCCUGGACCCUAUUAAGCAGUUCAGCGUGUGGUUUGAUGAAGCAACAAAGUGUCCCGAAAUUGGUGAAGCCAACGCCAUGUGCCUUGCAACAGCAACCAAGGACGGCAAGCCUUCUGCUCGAAUGGUGCUGCUGAAAGGUUACAGUAAUGAGGGCUUCCGUUUCUUCACAAACUAUGAAAGCCGUAAAGGUAAAGAGCUGGACAUAAACCCCCACGCCUGUCUAGUCUUUUACUGGGAGCCACUGAAUAGACAGGUUCGUAUCGAAGGUACUGUUGAGAGAAUUGCACGUCAGACUUCUGCUGAGUAUUUUCAUUCGAGACCCAAGAGCAGUCAGAUUGGUGCAGUUGUGAGCAGGCAGAGCAGCGUGAUACCUGGCCGACAGUACCUAAGAGAGAAGAAUGCAGAGUUGGAGGAGAAAUACAAGGACUCGGAGGUGCCAAUACCAGAUUACUGGGGAGGCUACAUUGUCGUACCACACCUGAUUGAGUUCUGGCAAGGCCAAACCAACAGACUGCACGAUCGUAUUGUUUUCACAAAAGUUAAGGAGGGUGAGACUGAACUUCAAGAGAUGCAGAAUCAGGCUGAGGAAGGCUGGGUAUACCACCGGUUAGCUCCCUAACCGAAAAUCGUUUCCCUCCAUUUCUCUACUAGAAUAACUUCAGUACAUUAGGAGAUUAACUAGAAACACACAUGUGUUUCAUUUAGUAAAGAAUCUGGAUCUGCAGGAUUACUGCUAGAAAGUUGUAGUUUUACCUGCUUUAGACAAAUUGUUAUUGUAAACGUUGUAGUCUGUAAUUCUUGUUAAUAGAUUAUUGAUUGACAUGAUGUCCGUGCUCCAUCCUGAACAUCAUAAAAUGUAAAAUAACCAGCAGGUAACAUUUUACCGUAGUAUGGUACCUUGAGAUUACAUACCUUUUGGUUUCUGCCCAAAGCAUUGUUGCUUGUGUUUGUGGUAGCUAUUUAAGCUGGACCUUUAUACUGGCAAUAAAGUAUUCAUUAUUACAGUUUUACACUUAGCUGUUGUGGAGCCUCUGAGAAUUGAGGUUUGUUAUUGUUUUUUAUUUUCAUACUAGUAUUAAAGAGGUCACUGUAGGGAUAAUAUUACACUGUGAUGAGAUGAGUGUUAUUGUUUUAAUGUAGACAAUGUAGUGCAGCCAUAACUGGAAGAGUCUGAACCACAGCCAUUAGGUUUUUCCCUAAUUUAUAUUUUGCCAGUGUUUUUUGCAUUUAAUGUAAAUGUUGUUGUCAGCCACUAGAUGGCAGUGCUACAACAAAAAAAAGCAGACACUGUAGUUAUUAGUUAUUUAGAACCGUGUAAAAUCUCAGGGUUUUUUUUAUUUUUUAUUAAUAUAGGCCACACUAGCAACCAACGUAGAUCUGUAUUGAACCGUGUACACUAUCUGCCCUAUGUAAAUGUCCUGGUGAAGUAAAACAUUGAAAAAUG